Messenger RNA from Arachis duranensis, 898 nucleotides. RefSeq names its product protein RALF-like 34. The record is from RefSeq and is a predicted model, not a curated record. The coding region runs from base 161 to 580 and encodes 139 amino acids. NCBI's taxonomy places the organism in Eukaryota, Viridiplantae, Streptophyta, Magnoliopsida, Fabales, Fabaceae. The transcript has a single exon.
CCAAUGCCCAUGUGACCACCCUCUGUCACACUGAAACAUUACCCCUCUACCUCUUUAAUCAACAAAAAUAAUACUCCAAUAAAAUAAUCAAACACCGCCCUCUGCCCCUCUCUCACUUGUGACUUCCCAUUCUUGCUACUAGUCACUCUUCUUCUCACCAAUGGCUGCAGUUUCUCUCCCUCUUUUGAGGAUUGUUGUUCUUGCGGUCUGCUCGUUCCUUUUACUAUGCCUUGCUCUGAGCCCGAACGCGCUGGCCGUAGCGCAGAUCGAAGAAACGAGCUUGAAUCUGAUGUCAGAUGCACUAGAAUGGCCAACGGCGACCAUGUCUUCGCUGUACGAUGCUGAUGUGGAGGAAGAGAUCGAAGAUGAGGAGGUAGAAGGAGGCCGUGGUAACGGACGGCGAUCCCUGUUCUGGAGAAGGAUGAAGUACUACAUCUCUUACGGUGCACUUUCGGCGAACAGGAUCCCCUGUCCACCACGAUCCGGUAGAUCUUACUACACACACAACUGUUUCAAGGCAAGAGGACCCGCUCACCCUUACACCAGAGGUUGCUCCAUCAUCACCCGCUGCAGGAGAUAGAUGACAACAAUCGCAUUCUUCACCGCUACUCCACAACACUACUUUGUUUGGAAAUGCAAAUAAAGGAUCGCAAUGUAGGUUCUCUGUUUCUUUAAUUUAUUAUGCAGUACCUCUACUUAUAAUUCUAGAUCUGGCUUUUUUGGAAUUUAGUGAUGAUUUUGUUACCAAGUGUGUCUUAUUACUUAUGAGGUGACUUUCUUCCGUAGCUGCGUUGCAUCACCUUGUUGCAUGCGCUGCAGAUAUGAAAUGAUGAAUGUGUUUUAUUCCUUUGUAAUCUAUGAAUCAAAUUCAUGAAAUUUUUCAAUCUCUAAGCAGAAA